AUGAACUUGCUGAUUUCCAAACUUCACCUCGUCGUCAAGUGGCUGCAAAACCUCGACCUGUCAUUUUACCCGAAGAAUGUACGCAGAGAUUUUUCCAACGGUUACCUUGUGGCAGAGAUAUUUUCUCAUUAUUACCCCGUCAGCUUUCCAUUGCAUUCAUAUGACAAAGGAACAUCACUCUCUGCCAAGCAGAGGAACUGGAGCCAGAUUGGGCGGUUUCUACAAAAGCAGAGUCUUCACUUGAUGAAAGAGGCCAUUGAUGGAACAAUCCACUGUAAAUCAGGAGCAGCUGAGGUGUUGGUGCAGGAGAUUUACACUAUUCUAACUAACCGCAGCAUUAGUGAUGUUCAGAACAGAGAGUCAGACUUUACUGACCAACAGUACCAGGAGCUUCUGCCUGCCUUGGCUCGCUCCACAGCCUCGAAGGCCAUUAAAAACAAUCUGGCAAUAACGGAGAUCAUGGCCAAGCCCGACAUAUGCACAAACCAGAAGAAGGCUGAAGUCAUCCUCCGUAGACACUUGGAGCACAAAGCUGAGGAGAGGGUUCUCAACCCUGGGCGUUUUAAAGUGAAGCCUAAUCGAAGUCAGCUGUCAGCCAAUAAUCUCGCACCACCCAGCCAGGGUGAUGAGUGCUUUGACAGCCCUUCAAGCGGAGGCACCACAUCUAAGUUGUCGUCCUCAUCAACAGUGACUGGAGCAACUGUUUCCUUUAAGGAGAUAAAGGUGCAUCAGCCUGUCAAACACUCACCGGUUAACUAAUAAAGGAAACUAAUAGAUAAAUGUGCUCUGUUACUGUACUAUGUGUGUGUCACUGCAUGUAGUAAUAUAUAACCUGUGUCUCACUGUUCCACACAAGUAUUUACUGCAGUAUAAUUUGCUGUGAAAUACAAAUGACGUCACUGUUAGUUAUGGUUUAUGUAACGUUGUAGAGUCUCGAACAUCAUGUCUGGUCUAUGUGUCUUUGUGGCAGUAGGUGGCAGCAUUGAGUCAUGAGUGGUUUUCUCCUCAAUGACGUUAAAGACUAAAAGCCACUGGUAUAGGUGUACCAUUGAGAAAAACUGGAAAUAAAUCAGUGUAUGCAGUGUAUAUUGACUUGCCUUCCUGUUGAUCUGUCUGUGUGUUCAUCAGGCAAGCUGGUAAGUGUUCAGUUAUGUUCACAUUUCUGUAAUUCAUCUUUAUUCAUUACAAAGGCCUUUUUUCCUCAGUCUGCAUUUUAAGGUUUUUAUUAUUAACCACCUGCCAGAUGCUGGUAAAAUUUACACUCAUUUCACUAUGAUGAGCUCCACUUUAGGCAGCUGCUCUUGAUAUGUGAUUCCUCAAUUGAUUUGCUAGAUCUGGGGAUUACCUAAUCACUGUGACAUGUAGACAUGAAAGCUAUCACCUGUCUCAAUUAAUCAUUAAUGUUCCAAAUUUUCUCACUCAUGGUUGAUUAAAUCCCAGCAUUUUUUUCAGACCGUAUCAGGAAUACUGACAGAUGACACUGGUUUUGCUCUCAAAGGUGCAGAUGACCAAAGGCCAGAGAUGUUUUUUUUUUUAUGUUCUUUCUGUCAAUAAAACUGCCCAUGCAUAGCAACAUGAA
Molecule: messenger RNA, 1579 nt
Organism: Amphiprion ocellaris (clown anemonefish)
Lineage: Eukaryota; Metazoa; Chordata; Actinopteri; Pomacentridae
Gene: spata4
Product: spermatogenesis associated 4
Exons: 7
Coding region: 1-759 (252 amino acids)
Biological process (GO): regulation of cytoskeleton organization
Cellular component (GO): axoneme
Molecular function (GO): microtubule binding
Source: RefSeq, a predicted model, not a curated record